This is a messenger RNA of Maudiozyma barnettii, 1713 nucleotides long. RefSeq names its product phosphoribosylaminoimidazole carboxylase ADE2 (gene ADE2). The coding region runs from base 1 to 1713 and encodes 570 amino acids. The record is from RefSeq and is a predicted model, not a curated record. Gene Ontology annotation, biological process: 'de novo' IMP biosynthetic process. NCBI's taxonomy places the organism in Eukaryota, Fungi, Ascomycota, Saccharomycetes, Saccharomycetales, Saccharomycetaceae. The transcript has a single exon. Gene Ontology annotation, molecular function: phosphoribosylaminoimidazole carboxylase activity; ATP binding; metal ion binding.
AUGGAUUCAAGAACAGUAGGAAUUUUAGGUGGAGGUCAACUAGGCCGUAUGUUGGUUGAGGCUGCUAACAGACUGAAUGUCAAGACAAUCAUCCUUGACGCUCCAAAUUCACCUGCAAAACAAAUUAGUAACUCUACCGAACAUAUCAAUGGGUCCUUUACUAAUCCAGAUGAUAUUAAAGAACUAGCUAAGAAAUGUGAUGUAUUGACAAUAGAGAUCGAACAUAUCGACGUGGAAACCCUUAAGGAAUUAAGAAUGAUAAAUCCAAAUUUAAAAAUAUAUCCUUCUCCUGAAACUAUAGAAAUAAUCCAGGACAAAUACAUUCAAAAGGAACAUCUAAUUAAGAACGGUUUAAAAGUUGCAACAAGUCAAGUCAUUAAGACCCCUAAUGUAGACUCAUUAAUGAAAAUUGGUCAAGAAUACGGAUAUCCAUUUGUCUUGAAAUCUAGAAAAUUUGCGUACGAUGGUAGAGGUAACUUUAUUGUUAAAAGUAAAGAUGACAUACCAGCAGCCUUGAGGUCUUUAAAAGAUCGCACUUUGUAUGCUGAAAAAUGGGCACCAUUUGUUAAAGAAUUGGCAGUCAUGAUUGUUCGUACCAUCGAUGGUCGUGUUUUUUCAUAUCCGGUAGUAGAGACCAUUCACCAAAAUAGUAUUUGCCAUUUAUGUUAUGUUCCUGCUAGAGUUCCUGAUUCUAUUCAAUUAAAGGCAAAAUUAAUGGCCGAAAAUACUAUCAAAUCGUUCCCAUCAUGUGGUAUCUUUGGUGUCGAAAUGUUUUAUUUGGAAAAUGGUGAGAUAUUAAUCAAUGAAGUUGCACCAAGACCACAUAAUUCUGGUCACUUCAGUAUUGAUGCAUGUGUUACAUCACAAUUUGAAGCUCAUAUUAGAGCUAUACUUGAUUUACCGAUUCCAAAAAACUUUGGUAAUCUCACAACAACUAAUACUAAUGCAAUCAUGUUAAAUGUUCUUGGUGCCUCUGAAAAAAAUGGCGAACUGUUAACAUGCGAACGUGCAUUAGCUACACCAGGUGCUUCAGUUUAUCUAUAUGGCAAAGAAUCUCGUCCAAAUAGAAAAGUCGGUCACAUCAAUAUUAUAUCCUCAUCAAUGAUAGAAUGUGGAAGAAAAUUAGAAUAUAUUAUGGGCACUACUGACGAACAAUUUAAAAUAUCGGUGGCAGAUAAGAUGUUACAACAUUCAAAGAAAAAUCCAUUAGUUGGGAUUAUUAUGGGUUCUGAUUCUGACUUACCUGUUAUGUCGGCUGCAUGUAAAAUUCUAGAACAGUUUGAAGUACCAUUUGAAGUUACUAUCGUUUCUGCUCAUAGAACACCUCACAGAAUGAGCGCUUAUGCAAUCGAGGCUUCUCAACGUGGUAUAAAAACCAUCAUUGCAGGUGCUGGUGGUGCUGCCCAUUUACCGGGCAUGGUCGCUGCAAUGACAGCACUUCCAGUUAUUGGUGUUCCAGUUAAGGGGUCAACUCUAGACGGUGUUGAUUCCCUUCAUUCAAUUGUUCAAAUGCCAAGAGGUGUACCUGUUGCCACUGUUGCAAUUAAUAAUAGUACAAAUGCAGCUUUACUGGCAAUUAGGAUGUUAGGUAUUUACAAUCCAACCUAUUUGACAAAGAUGCAGGAGUUUCUGUUAAAACAAGAGGAAGAAGUUUUACAAAAGGCUGCAAGAUUGGAAGAUAUUGGGUACCAAAGUUAUCUUGACUCUAAAUAA